Molecule: messenger RNA, 1176 nt
Organism: Closterium sp. Yama58-4
Lineage: Eukaryota; Viridiplantae; Streptophyta; Zygnematophyceae; Desmidiales; Closteriaceae
Source: the annotation of a GenBank genome assembly
AUGGCCGCGACUCGUCUGCUCCCCGUUCUCCUCCUGCUCCUCGUCUCUCACGCCGUCCCGUCGUCAGCUGCGCCUCGUCUGCCUAAACGAAUCGCUCUGACCGUUCAAGCCCACGCGCAGCGCCUUCGAGCACGAGCCGCGGCUUUGAGUUCGAACUCCCAGGGCCUCUUGAGUCAGUUCCGCGGCGCCGUAACCCCCGCCGCAACCGGCGGGCCCAUUAAGUACUGGGGAGGUCCUAUCGUCGCGGGUAACCCGACGGUGAACAUCUACCAUAUCUACUACGGUAGCUGGCCGUCGGGUUCCGGACAGGACUACAUCGACAACUUCGUUAGGUCUUUAAGUAGCGACUCGGGCGCGCAGGGUUCGUCGAGCGACCCGACGGUGAAGAACUGGUGGGCAAUAACGUCGAACUACUAUCAGUCGAGCAACGGCGCGAAGAAGAACGUGAGCUCCAAGGUGCGGCUCGCGGGGACGACGUACGACAACUACUCGUACGGCAAAUCGCUCACCGACAGCUACGUGCUCUCUAUUGUCAAGAGCAAAAUCGGAUCUGGCAAGGCGUUUGCGUACGACCCGUACGGGAUUUACGUGCUUCUAACGAGCAAGGACGUGACUGAAUCGUCGGGCUUCUGCAGCCAAUACUGCGGAUGGCACACGGCCGACUAUAUCGGGUCAUCUCCGUUUUACUACGCGUUCGUGGGUCAUCACGGCCAGUGCCCCAGCGCGUGCGGCGUAAAGAGCACUUCCCCCAACGGCAAUUUCGCGAUUGACGCCACCAUUUCAACUCUCGCGCACGAAAUUACUGAAGCCGCUACGGACCCGGAUGUGCAGUCCGGUUGGUUCGACGCAAAUGGGGAGGAGAACGGAGAUCUCUGCUCUUGGAGUUACGGAACGACACUCAGCUCAAACGAGGUCUCCAUUGUCCGCUGCCCCCACGCCAUCCGCAACUGCAAGGCUCCAAGGCCGCACAGCCGUUCGGGCAGUUCGGGCAGCCAUGAAUGGGCGCGUGCCACGCCCUCUGACAUCCCCCCGGUCAUUGAAAGUUUUCACCUGCCCGAUCGUCUGCGCCCUCGCGAGCCGCACGAGGCGAGAUUUGACGUGGAGAGGAUUCCUGCUAUAUUAGAGCUGUGCGUUCAGGCUGGUGUAGACCUGCCAGUCCUGCGCACCAAGCGCUGA